AUGGCUGAACCCCAACCCGACAAGCAACCUGUCACCAUCGAUCAACCCAUCCAGCCUCAGGACGGGCAAACGUUCCUAUGGCCCUUCCACGAUCUGGCCAAUGAAUCUGAUCAGUCGGAAGACAGUGACAAGCCACGCGUAGAGCACAUCGAGGAUGCGGCCGAGCCGAGACAGUUCCAGUGCCAGCUUUGCGAAACGGUCCUCCGUGGUACGGCAUGGCGCCAGGAAGACUCCCCAUGGGCGGCUUCGCGGCCCACGCAGUAUCUCUGCGACAAAUGCUUCGAGCCCGAGAAGGGCAUCGGGGGCUUCCAAAAGGCCAUGUUCCACGCCUGCGGAGAGUGUCGAGCGCCGCCGCGCGGUAGCAUGCUGCUGGCCAAGUGCGGUGAGUGUAUUAGUCUUGCUAUUCCCAGCUGCGUCUUGCGCGCAAGUCCGGGCUUUCCUUGA
Thyridium curvatum is the source of this 444-nucleotide messenger RNA. RefSeq lists its product as uncharacterized. The coding region runs from base 1 to 444 and encodes 147 amino acids. The record is from RefSeq and is a predicted model, not a curated record. The transcript has 2 exons. Lineage: Eukaryota; Fungi; Ascomycota; Sordariomycetes; Thyridiales; Thyridiaceae.